This is a messenger RNA of Telopea speciosissima, 2023 nucleotides long. RefSeq lists its product as uncharacterized. Gene Ontology annotation, biological process: protein transport. The transcript has 9 exons. Lineage: Eukaryota; Viridiplantae; Streptophyta; Magnoliopsida; Proteales; Proteaceae. The record is from RefSeq and is a predicted model, not a curated record. The coding region runs from base 1 to 1728 and encodes 575 amino acids.
AUGGCCUCAAACUCAAUCCAGAAUAACAAUAACAGCAGCAGCAGCAUCAACAACAAUCUCCAAGCUCUCAGCAACUUUUCUGGUUUCAUGCAAUCUGCUUCCUCCAAUUUCGUUUCUCUAUUCAAUUUCAACCUCAACAGCAACGCCAAGACUUGGACGACCUCACCACCAUCUGGUUCUCUCUCUAUUACAUCGUCUUCUUCGUCAGUCAUAUGUUUGCCUUUCCUAUUACCCGAUGUCCCGCGGCCACCAAUUCCUUCUCUGUUCAAUACGCCUCCUGCCGCCUCUGCUUCCACCUCCUCCGACCAAAGCAGUUCCCUUUCAUCUUCAUCAACAUCGGCAAUCAAGGGCAUGUCACCGGCAUCGGGGUUCCCUUCAACUGUUAGGGUCGCUGGUCUCAAUUCAAGCGUAAAGGGAGGUGGACCUGCUUUCGUGGGUCAGGUCUUCAGCAUGUGUGAUCUUUCCGGUACUGGCCUCAUGGCUGUCUCAACUCGCCUCGAAAUUCCCUUCCUUUCCAAAAGAACUCCUCAGUGGAUUAAAAAUAUGUUUGCAAUGGUUACCAAGAAUGAGAAGGAUGGUCCUGUGUUUCGCUUUUUCAUGGAUUUAGGUGAUGCAGUUUCAUAUGUUAAACGGCUGAACAUUCCAACUGGUGUUGUGGGUGCUUGUCGUCUGGAUUUAGCAUAUGAACACUUCAAGGAAAAAUCCCACAUGUUUGAAUUUGUUCCAAAUGAAAAGCAGGUCAAGGCAGCCAAUAAACUUCUUAAGAGAAACCAAGAGAAGAAUAGAAGACAGAUCAAUGGUGUUCCUGUUUUCACUGCACAAAACUUAGACAUUGCAAUAGCAACAACUGAUGGAAUUAAGUGGUAUACACCAUACUUCUUUGAUAAAAACAUGCUAGACAGCAUCCUCGAAGAGUCUGUUGACCAGCAUUUCCACACAUUAAUACAGAAUAGACACAUGCAUCGGCGACGGGAUGUGAUUGAUGAUAACAUAGCAGCAGAAGUGGUCGAGGAGAGUGGGGAUAGCCUAUGGGAACCUUCAGAGGUUCAAGAAAUGCUGGAUGAAAUGGGCCAUCCUGGAAUACCUUUAAGUGUCAUAUCAAAGGCUGCUGAAAUGCAACUUCUUUACACUGUUGACAAAGUACUCUUGGGAAAUCGGUGGUUGCGGAAAGCCACCGGUAUUCAACCAAAAUUUCCAUAUAUGGUUGACUCAUUUGAAGAAAGGAGUGCAGCUUCUUUUAUGCGCAUGACAGAAAAUGUCAAUGAGGGACAGCAAUGGCACCUUAGCAAUUCAAAACUCAAUGAAAAUGAGAACACUCCAGACAGUCAAGGCGAGCAUAUUAGGCGUAAAGAUUUUAGGUUUCCUUUUGGGGAUUGGUUUGCAAAUCCAUGGUCAAAACAGCAGAUGUCAGAUAACCAGAUGAAAACAGAUUCAAGAAGGGAAGGCUCAAGUGGGGAAUGUGUUGAGGAAGAGUCUCUGCUGAAUCCUCUUCUUCCAAAGAUCACAAUGGUCGGCAUCUCAACGGGGGGAGAGGCAGGGCAGAUGAGUAGAACCAGCUUGAAGAGGACAAUGGAGGACCUGACGCAUGAAUUGGAGCAGACAGGUCAGAAAAGCAAUGGUUCUUAUAGAAGUGAAGAUAGGGAUCCUCUAUUUGUAGCAAAUGUUGGUGAUUACUACGGCAUGGCUAAGACAAGCUCCGGUAGACGGGUACAUGGGUCAAACUACUGACAAGCCCAUCAAUAAGUCUGUCAAAGAUAUAAGUUAGAACUAAGGAUGCAUAGUCUAACAACUUUGCAUUCGUCGGGAAUUAUCAUUUUGUUGUAAAUUUUGAUAGGAGGAGAAUACCAGUAUUCAGGGUAGUGUUACUAGUGUUUUAUUCCCUUCUGGUUUGUCCAAUCAGUGUUAGAAAGGGAAGUCAAUUCAUCGGCAGUGAAGGUUGAUCCAGCUCUGGCUGAUCUUCUCCUUGUAGUAUUGGUUGAAUAUUUGUAGAAACUAGAAAGCAUAUUUGAGUUUUUGUGCGGUA